This is a messenger RNA of Rattus norvegicus (Norway rat), 968 nucleotides long. The record is from RefSeq and is a predicted model, not a curated record. Lineage: Eukaryota; Metazoa; Chordata; Mammalia; Rodentia; Muridae.
CAUGUCAGAUGAGGCUUGGCAGGCCCAUCAUUUGCAGGCCCAUCAUUUUCUUCCUCCUUCUCUCUCCCUGUAAAGUAAAUGAGCCUCUGCUGUCUAUGUCAUAGAAUAGCUUCCAACCUCACAAUAGCACAGCUUGCUGUAUACACAGAGUUUCUCUCCAGGGCCUUAUUUUCUCUGUACUUAAGAGGGAAUAUUGUGUGGGUUGGUUAAAAGUCUUCAGCACCCUUGACUAAUAAUGAGCCAGGCCCUUUCAACACUGAUGACCACUGGGACUCCUGGUCUGACGUAUUCUAGCUGAAAAGCUGAAGAAGCGGGCUUGAACGUAACAGCGAUCGGCAAGGGUGAUUUGGUUGGUUAUUCUAAGAAAGGUCCCCAGCAUGGAAACUGCUUACCUGAAGAAAUGCUUUGGAAACACCCUGACCCAGGCACUGGCAGAGGUGGCAAGGGUGCAGCCAAAUGACCCAAUAGAGUACCUGGCUCACUGGCUUUACCAUCACAGGAAUAUAACCAAAGCUGAAGAGAAGAAAAAGCAAGAGGAGCUACAACUUCAAGAAGUGCAUGACAGCAACUCCAAGGAAGCAAAAGCUACAGCAACACUGAAAGAAGGAAGCUAUCAGAUUAAGCAGAAGUGUGAAAAGCGUCACCAGGAACUGCCCUCGACCUCUGUUUCCUCAGACCAGACCCCAGCCCUGCAGGAAGACCUGGCACUCCGUGAGGAGAAGAGUACGAGGCAGGAAGCUCCACCAGGUGUCUCGAAUGUGAUUACUAAGACGCCUCAGAGUGCUAUUCCCUCAUAAAAAAAAAAAAUAGCCUGCAUGAGAAGCACUCAUCUCAUCUAAGGUUUAAGAGACUGAGAAGGAGGGGUCUACAGAUUCUCGGGUCUGCUAGCCAUAACUACCUUUAAUCAUGUGAAGUUUUGAAUUAGCUACUAGAGAAAAGUGAACAAGAAUUAAAAACAAGUCAUCAAA